This is a messenger RNA of Betta splendens (Siamese fighting fish), 1458 nucleotides long. RefSeq names its product HLA class II histocompatibility antigen, DP alpha 1 chain-like. The transcript has 4 exons. Bases 26 to 760 code for a protein of 244 amino acids. Gene Ontology annotation, molecular function: MHC class II protein complex binding. Lineage: Eukaryota; Metazoa; Chordata; Actinopteri; Anabantiformes; Osphronemidae. Gene Ontology annotation, cellular component: MHC class II protein complex; membrane. The record is from RefSeq and is a predicted model, not a curated record. Gene Ontology annotation, biological process: immune response; antigen processing and presentation of exogenous peptide antigen via MHC class II; positive regulation of T cell activation.
AGGUUCACAGACUCACACGAAGCUGAUGAUGAUGAUGAAGAUGAUGAUGAAGUCGUCAGAGCUGGUCGUCUUCGUUUCCUCUGUUCUCUGUGUCUCUGCUGUUGUUCUACAUGAGGACCUGCACAUCAGAGGCUGCUCAGACUCUGAUGGAGAGGACGCAUACACUCUGGACGUUGAAGAGCUGUGGUACGCAGACUUCAUCAACAAGAAAGGAGUUUACCCUCUGCCCAGUUUUUUCAGUAGCUUCAGGUACAAUGAAGGAACUUAUGAACAGGCUGUGGCUGAUCAACAGAUCUGCAGAAGCAACCUGAAGAACAGUCGUAUUGGAAUGAAGGACCUGCCAGAGGAAAACGAUGCUCCUUCCAGUCUGAUCAUUUACAGCAGAGAUGACCUGGAGCUCGGACAGAAAAACACCCUCAUCUGUCACGUCGCUGGUUUCUAUCCUGCUCCAGUCAAAGUCCACUGGACCAAGAACGGAGAGAACGUGACAGAAGGAACCAGCAUCAACGUUCCGUAUCCUAACAAAGACGGCUCCUUCCAGCAGAUCUCCAGGCUGGAGUUCACGCCCCAGCAGGGAGACAUGUACAGCUGCAGCGUGGAGCAUCCGGCCCUGGAGGAACCGCUCACCAGACUCUGGGACGUUCAGGUGCAGCAGCCCAGCGUUGGACCGGCCGUGUUCUGUGGACUGGGUCUGACCAUCGGGUUGCUGGGGGUCGCAGCUGGAACCUUCUUCCUCAUUAAGGGAAACGAGUGCAGCUGAUUGGUUCAAACAGAAUGAUGAUGUCUGUUUCCUUUAUGUUCUUUAUGUUCUAAACCAUGUUCAUGGGUCUUAAUGAUUUUACCUUAAGGUGGGCGAGUCAAACCUGCUUCUACACAGAAAGCAAAUCAAGCUUCUGUUGCAUGAAAUGCUCUGUUGAAAAGAUUCAAACUGCAACAACCUGAGUUGUAGAUCAAAACAAUAAACAGCAGCUUCUGUCCCCACAACCACUAGUGAUGGAAAUUUUCAAUAUACUGUAUCAACCAAACUAAAUUAGAAAUGAAACAAUUAACUCCAUAUCCAGAUAUCACCUGAUAGACACAUGUGAUGAGUCACUGGAGAUUAUUAAUUAUACAUCAGAGGUGGAGACUCCUCAAACUGCCUGAAUAAGUUCUAUUCCUAACGUCAACCUCAGUAAACUCAGCUGACUUUAUUACAGUGAAGCUAAACAGACGACACCAGUGACAAAUGGUUCACAUUUAGAUACAUUCAUAACCCUUUCAUGGAUCCAAAGCUCUUUACAGUAGCUCCUUAUUCACCCAUUCUCUCACACUGAUGCACUCACUUAUCACCAGGAGCAUCUUGGGGUUCAGUGAUAUUCUGGGUAACUGUUUAUUUUCUCACCACUGAGACCAUUUAUUCAUUCUCUAUUAUGUUUAACUGUAUUUGAUGAUUUGUAAUUAAAUGAUUUCAACAUCAGU